AUGGAAAACAAAGAAAAAGUCCUUUACACUCUUGUUGGAACUCGAGGAGGCGUUGUUCUGGGGGAGACUGGGUCAAUGCCUGGGUAUCUAGAGAGCUUUCUUCAGAAGAUGCAGGCAUUCUCAACGAUAAAAUCAGUAAAGGUUAGAAAUGAUAGGAUAACAUAUACCUUCGGAGUAUCUAACAUAUAUUUGGUUGUGUAUAAAGAGGCAGAGAUUGAGAAAGAAAUUGAAAGUGCUGUAAUGGAUGCAAAAGACAAGACAGAAAAAAGUGAAGGCGCAAAAGUUCUGUUUGGCAUAUUCAAAGGGAAAGAAGACGAGGACGCGGUAGACUGCACAGAAAGUAGUCAGAAAGAGGUGGCUGCGAUAGAUGACUCAGAUACAGAGGAAGAAACAACAGGAUGGGAUAAGUGGAAAAAACCAAGGAAUCUUCUUAAUUUUUUGACUGCAAAAAAGGAAGUAAGCGAGAAGUCAAUUCAGGACCAUCUUCUGACAAGAAAUGUUCCGUACGUUUUGAGCAGAAAAAUAGCAUGCGACAUAACAAAGGUGAUGAAAAAUGAAGAGAAAACAGGCAGUAUGUCUGAAAAUGAAAAGCUAAGGCACGGGUUCAAGCAAGUUUUAUCUGAGAUAGUUCCUACACUCUCUCCAGAGAAGAUUAUUGAGGAAAUACAUAGUCACAAGAGAAAUGGAAAGGGCCCGUAUGUAUUCUGCAUGGUGGGCGUGAAUGGCGUAGGGAAAUCAACCACGCUUUCAAAGCUGUGCCUAUGGAUCCUUAAAAAUGGAUUUAGAAUAUGCGUGGGCGCAUGUGAUGGGUUCAGAAGUGGUGCAAUUGAGCAGCUGGAAAAGUAUGUCUUAAGGUACCAGGCAAGAGGGCAUGCCAUAUCCCUGUAUGAAAAGGGAUACAAGAAGGAUGAGUCUUCAAUUGCAGGAAAGGCAAUUGCGCAUGCGCAGCAGCACGGGUUUGAUGUGGUAUUGAUAGAUACGUGUGGUAGAAUGCCAGGAAACACGCAGUCCAUGCUUUCUCUGUCAAAGCUAAUCAGAGUCUCAAAGCCAAAUAAGAUAUUCUAUGUAGGCGAGGCUUUGGUGGGAAAUGACUCAAUUGAGCAAAUUAAAGGAUUUAAUGAAUAUAUUGAAAGAGCAUGUGUGGACAAGUCAAUAGAUGGUAUUGUAGUUACUAAAUGCGAUGCAGUAGAUGAGAAGAUUGGAACAAUAGUUGGCCUUGCCCAUACAGUAGACAAGCCUGUUGUUUUUAUAGGAGUAGGCCAAAAGAAUGUUGACUUGCUGCCCUUUGACAUAGACAGCUUGUGCGAAGCACUCUAUAUAUAA
This is a messenger RNA of Nematocida ausubeli, 1323 nucleotides long. RefSeq lists its product as uncharacterized. The coding region runs from base 1 to 1323 and encodes 440 amino acids. Gene Ontology annotation, biological process: SRP-dependent cotranslational protein targeting to membrane. Lineage: Eukaryota; Fungi; Microsporidia. Gene Ontology annotation, cellular component: membrane. The transcript has a single exon. The record is from RefSeq and is a predicted model, not a curated record. Gene Ontology annotation, molecular function: GTP binding; GTPase activity; ATP hydrolysis activity.